Molecule: messenger RNA, 1095 nt
Organism: Symbiodinium sp. CCMP2456
Lineage: Eukaryota; Dinophyceae; Suessiales; Symbiodiniaceae
Source: the annotation of a GenBank genome assembly
AUGGGCCGCAACAGCAAUCGACCAUGGCGAGCAGGCAAGCCAACCGGAUCGCAGGACUGGCAGCUCUGGCGUGGUUCUUGGGGGUCGCCGAGUCAGCGGCCGCAACAAGAUGCAGGCAAAGCCAGGUUCCCGCGUUACGACGCGGCUGUUCCGGCGAACGCAGCCUCUGGGAAUGUUGCACCUGCUCAGCCGGCUGCGGCCAAGGGGCCGUUGCAGACUUUUCAGACUGCAUUGAAUGUGGCGAGGAAGGCCGAGCAGAAAGUUAUCAAGAUCCAGGCCGCGCAGGACACCCUGAAGCAGCAAUGGGUAACAUUCGAGAAGAACCUCCAGAAGACGUUCUUAGAAGAGAAGGCCAGGCACGUGAACGACCUCGCCCGGCUCGCGUCGGAUCUUGGCGACGCCAUGGGAUGCCAGGAGCAAGCUCGGGCCGCUCUGGUCCAACUUGUUGCUACCGGACAGACUCCUGGCAUGCAAGAGGAAGCGGCCAUGGAUCAAACAUGGGCGCAGCUAACUGCUACCUGGGAGCAGGAGGCGCAAGCUGGUAUGAGUGGCGUGCUCCAAAGGGCUAUGCAAGCUGCCCCGGCCAUGAUCACGGCUACUACCGUGGGAGCCACGCCCAGCCCGAGGGCUAUGGAGGAUCCGUAUGCCGCACUUGGAGGCGCAACCGAGUCUCCGUCCAAUCUGGCCCAUGUGAUGCAGCGGCAUGCGAUGCCUUCGGAGGUUUCCCCUGCUGCGCGGCCACCCGGCCUGCACCCUGGACAAAGGGACAACUCUCGACCACGUGUCCCAACAGCAGAUGCUCCUCCGCGGAGCAGCAUAAAGGACGCGACAAAGCAAGCGCCCGCGCCGGACGCUACAGGGAUCCCCUUAGCGGCAAAGCUGGAUGCAGCGCGAGCAGCCGAGAUGCAGCGCCUGAGGUCUGCAGCGGAGCCCUUCGGUGGCCGGAGGCUGCAGAUGCAGCACGAGGGGCCGCCCAUGUCUGGCACAUCCGGUGCGCUUGGGUCACAGGACCGUGCGGCAGGUAUCGUGGACGACGACCCAGACGGCGAGGAAGACGGCUUCGAUGUUCCCCACGUCUUCGGACUGGAUGCUUGA